UUAUGAGUGGAGCUAUGAUAUUCAUUAAAGAAGAAUUGAAUAUCGAUGAUGUUAAAGUGGAAGUUCUAGCGGGGAUUUUGAACCUGUGUGCCUUGGUGGGAUCGUUGAUGGCUGGAAGAACCUCCGACAUCAUUGGACGCCGGUAUACGAUCGUUUCAGCGUCGGUGAUCUUCAUGGUGGGCGCUAUUCUGAUGGGGUAUGGUCCAAAUUACGCAGUCUUGAUGAUCGGAAGGUGCAUCACCGGCAUUGGAGUGGGGUUUGCGUUGAUGAUUGCCCCUGUUUACUCUGCUGAAAUUGCAUCGCCGUCAUAUAGAGGAUUUCUCACUUCUUUACCGGAGUUUUGCAUCAGCUUCGGUAUCUUAACGGGGUAUGUUUCGAAUUACUGCUUCGGGAAAAUGGCGGUGAAGAUCGGCUGGAGAAUGAUGCUCGGAAUUGCGGCGAUUCCGUCGCUUGUUUUAGCUCUCGGAAUCUUGAAAAUGCCGGAAUCUCCACGGUGGUUGGUGAUGCAGGGACGGCUGAAAGAAGCCAGAGAUGUUCUAGCGAAAGUGUCGAAUACAGAGGAAGAAGCAGCGAUGCGAUUCAGAGAUAUUAAACUCGCGGUAGGAAUCCCCGAGGAUUGUGAGGAGGACGUUGUGAAAUUGAACAGAGACACUCACGGCGAGGGAGUUUGGAGAGAGCUAUUGAUUACCCCGACGCCGAGCGUGCGGUGGAUUCUGGUGGCGGCGGUUGGUUUGCAUUUCUUCGAACACUCUACGGGCAUUGAAGCAGUCAUUUUGUAUAGCCCUAGAAUCUUCAAGAAAGCCGGAAUCGCCAGCAAGGACAAACUCUUAUUAGCCACCGUCGGCGUCGGAGUGAUCAAAACGUUGUUCAUCCUCGUCGCGACGUUCUUACUCGACAGAGUCGGAAGAAGACGACUGCUAUUCACAAGCACAAUCGGGAUAACGAUUUCGCUCACAUCGUUAGGGUUUGCUUUGACAAUGGUGGAACAUUCAAACGGGGAGUUGUUUUGGGCGUUGAUUCUAAGCAUCUGCUCCGUUUAUAUGUACGUCGCCUUCUUCUCGAUCGGAAUGGCGCCGAUUACCUGGGUUUACAGCACUGAAAUUUUUCCGUUGAAAUUGAGAGCGCAAGGGACGAGCAUCGGAGUUGCGGUGAAUAGAACGAUGAACGCGGUGGUUUCGAUGAGUUUCAUUUCGAUCUACGGGGCGAUUACGAUCGGUGGAACUUUCUUUAUGUUCGCCGGAAUCUCUAUAAUCGCUCUGAUUUUCUUCUAUUUCUUCUUGCCGGAGACGAAAGGGAAGUCGCUGGAAGAGAUUGAAAUGCUGUUCGGCAAAAAUGCAGAGCCGUCGGCGAAGGGAGACGGUCGAGCAAAAGACGACGUGUAGUUUUGAAGCAGUCGGUAGAAAUAAGACAUGUCGGCCACGAAGAAGGAUGAU
Cucurbita moschata (crookneck pumpkin) is the source of this 1433-nucleotide messenger RNA. Its product is annotated as probable polyol transporter 6. Bases 3 to 1382 code for a protein of 459 amino acids. Gene Ontology annotation, molecular function: myo-inositol:proton symporter activity. Gene Ontology annotation, biological process: transmembrane transport. The record is from RefSeq and is a predicted model, not a curated record. The transcript has a single exon. Lineage: Eukaryota; Viridiplantae; Streptophyta; Magnoliopsida; Cucurbitales; Cucurbitaceae. Gene Ontology annotation, cellular component: membrane.